Molecule: messenger RNA, 843 nt
Organism: Penicillium riverlandense
Lineage: Eukaryota; Fungi; Ascomycota; Eurotiomycetes; Eurotiales; Aspergillaceae
Product: SAP18 family protein
Exons: 1
Coding region: 1-843 (280 amino acids)
Biological process (GO): negative regulation of DNA-templated transcription
Cellular component (GO): nucleus
Molecular function (GO): transcription corepressor activity; transcription factor binding
Source: RefSeq, a predicted model, not a curated record
AUGGCCGCUCCCUCGCGCGAGGGUCCCAAACCUGCGAUCAACCGACAGACCACCACGCCCUUCCACCUGAAGCUAUUCUACCGCCAAAACAACUUUCACCCUCUCUCCGACUAUAGCAUCUCAGCGCCCCCGCCGCGCCGCGGUCCCGGCGGGCCCUUGAGCGGGCCCAAUGCCAUCCGCGCGCCGUCGCCUCCUCUCCCAGCAGCAACAGCCGCGCCGCUCCCACCGCAUCUAGAGAUCUAUACUUGGCAGUCGUGCACCCUGCGCGAGCUCUCACAGCUUCUCACCUCCGCCCUCCCAUCAUUACUUCCCGAUCCACCCGUCGGCACGCGUCUGUGCUUCCGACUAAUCUACCCCGAUGCGAAGGCCGCAGCUAUCGGCGGCCCUGAUACGCGCGGCCGAUACCUGAGCAGGGACCUUGGCAGUGUCGUCGUCGGACCGAGGGACAGCCCCUAUCGCGGCGAGGAGGAUGCAGAUGAAAAGCAGGAGGCACGACCGCGCCCCGGCCCGCUUCGGUUCCAGGGCUCUGAGGCCGAUAGAGCUCUGCUGGAUGUCCGCUUCAUUAUUGGUGACUAUGUGGAAUGUGCUAUUCUACCCCCGCUCGAGGACGGGUCCGUUGCGCCGCCAGUCCGUGGUGCGUCUGGUCCAUCCCAGGCUGGUGGGGGGAUGCGUGCAUUCCAGGAAAAUGGAUUUGGAGGACGGCGUGGCCGUGGUGGGGGUGGUCCUUCCCGAGUCGAUCGUGGUGGUCCGCCGAACUUCCCUGCAGGGGACUGGAAGCGUGGGGAGCGGCUUCCAGAAGGUGGACGGGGUGGACGACGUCGUGGUGGAUGGGCACCUUAUUAG